AUGGGUAAUACAUCUAGAUAUAAUGAACUGGUAGAGCUCUUGUACAAAGAUCCAUCAAGUCCAGACGCUCCUUCUACUUUAAAACUCUAUACAUGGAUCGUUGUCCUGUCGCAGUCUGUGUCACUCCUUGAUAAAUCAUGUUCUAAUCUGGUUGAGGCUGUCUUACAGGUGGAUUGGAGUUUUAGAAAUAGAGGAUUUGUGAAUGCCUACAUUGACUUUUUGGAAAACCUGGUAUCUGCACACGCUAUCUACGUCGCUCCUAUUAUCAACUCGUUGGUACAGGGCUUUAGAUUCCGAAACCAUCUUCCUCAGAACACAAAGAUCACUAGAACACAAGCCUAUGAUAGAUAUCAUGAAGCACUCCAAUGCAUACUUCAGCUUAUCCCAACCGGUGCCAACUCACUUUUUGUGAGUCUCGUUCGUCAUAUGCCACAUAAACGAUUCAAUUCAGCAGAACAAGCUGCAUACGUUAAAAACAUUCUGCUUGUAUCCGAAUAUGUACCAGUCUUAAGGAAGCAGAUACUAGGCCUUAUUAUUGAUCAAAUGGUACAAAUCGACGCACAAAUCCAAAUUGAACUUGACGAAAUAGAUGAAGAUGUUGAAUUCGAAGUAUACAAUAUGAACUUUGAUGAAGAUUAUGAAUCUGAAGCAAGCGAAACAGAAGACGAAGAUGAUAUUUCCGAUGUUGAAAGUGUCGACUCUCAAAGUUCUCAAAUGGAUCCAGACAAGAAAGAUUCAAUUGAAGAAAUUAAAUACAUGAUUCGUAAAUUAGACGCAAUGAUGCAACUCUCAUUCCAAUACUUUCAAAAGUGUGCCCAAACUGCGCCAUCUGAAGUGCUUCACGAGAUAUUCUAUGCUCUAGUCGACAUCUUUGACCGCGCUGUUCUCAAGACACUCAAAUCACGAUACACUCAAUUCCUGUUAUUUUACUUUUGCUCGCUCAACGUACACGAGUAUAGUGAUUACUUCUUGGACCAUCUCCUUCAACACAUCACUGACCCUUUGAAGCCCAAUGUGACCCGUGUUGCUGCGGCUGCGUAUAUCUCUUCGUAUGUAGCACGAGCCAAGUUUUUGGAUUCAAGUACGAUCCAGAGAGUUGUUUUGGCCUUGUCCACUUGGUGUGACGGCUACAUGGACAUGCAUGAAUCAAGUGUGCGCAACUUGGAUUGUACAAAGCACGACGUGUUUUAUGCGGUCGUACAGGCAACGAUGUACAUAUUUUGCUUUAGAUGGAGAGAUUUGGUGAUCGAUAAUGAAUUGGAAAUUGAAGAUGAUAUUGAGGAUGACAUGUACUCUGAAGAACAUCGACAUCUGACACGUCCUGAGCAUGGAUUUGGCAGUGGUGCAUCCCGUACAUGGUGUCUUGGUUUGCGCAACUUGCCUCGAUUGGUGAUGAGCAAGUUCAACCCUCUGAAGAUUUGCUCUCAAGCUGUUGUUCGUCAAUUUGCAAAGCUGGCUCGAAGCACACACUUUAUGUACGUAUACCCUGUUAUAGAAAAGAAUCGAGAGAUCUUUGUCCCUGGCUUAGGAAGUUCAAAUUUGUUGCAGACAGUACAAACAUUCUUCCCAUUUGAUCCUUACAAGCUUGAUGGUAGUAAAGUUUUUGUGGAUAAUAUAUAUUAUGAAUGGGUCGCAGACGACGAAGAUGAAAGUGACGAUGACAGCGACGAGGAUAGCGAAGACGAAGAUGAUGACGAUGAUAGUGUGACGUCUGGCAUGAUGGCUAUGAGUAUCAGUCCUAGUCCUACUACAAAUUAUUUAUCAUGA
This is a messenger RNA of Rhizopus microsporus ATCC 52813, 1767 nucleotides long. RefSeq names its product RNA polymerase I-specific transcription initiation factor RRN3. The coding region runs from base 1 to 1767 and encodes 588 amino acids. Lineage: Eukaryota; Fungi; Mucoromycota; Mucoromycetes; Mucorales; Rhizopodaceae. The transcript is spliced from 3 exons. Gene Ontology annotation, molecular function: RNA polymerase I general transcription initiation factor activity; RNA polymerase I core binding. Gene Ontology annotation, biological process: transcription initiation at RNA polymerase I promoter. Gene Ontology annotation, cellular component: nucleus. The record is from RefSeq and is a predicted model, not a curated record.